GCGCGCCACCUACAGCCGGUUGAUGACAAUCGCAAGUACCGUCAACUUUGACUCCGAUUACACGUGAACACACAAUGACUGCCUUUGCAGAAUUUGGUUGUCUCCCUGAGAUUACUCAGGCUGUGGAUGAAAUGGGAUGGCUGUUGCCAACUGAUGUUCAGGCUGAAGCCAUUCCUCUCAUCCUCGGGGGUGGAGAUGUUCUCAUGGCUGCAGAAACUGGAAGUGGAAAAACUGGGGCAUUCUGUCUACCAGUUAUCCAAAUUGUCCAUGAAACAUUGAGAGACAAGGCUGAAGGAAAGACAAAAGAAUCUACUGCUUCUGUUAGCAUGGAUUCCAGCUCUUGGAAGAUGAAUGUUUAUGACAGAGGAGAUGCGAUGGCUAUUGAUAAAGAAGGUCUGCUGUGUCAAAGUCGAGAGAUGCAAUCAUGGCAUGGCACCAGGGCAAAUAAGGGUGUCAGUGGUAAAGGAAAGUACUAUUAUGAGGCUGAAGUAACAGAUGAAGGACUUUGCCGAGUUGGAUGGGCUACCGACAAAGCUGACUUGAAUCUUGGAACUGACAAGCAAGGUUUUGGAUUUGGUGGAACUGGCAAGAAGUCAUUUGGACGACAGUUUGAUACCUACGGAGAGUCAUUUGGAAAGGAUGACAUCAUUGGUUGUUACUUGGAUCUAGAUAGCGGAGAAAUCUACUUCUCUAAAAAUGGCAAAGACCUUGGCUUGGCAUUCUCUAUACCUGGUCAUCUUCUCAAGUCUACCUAUUACCCCACAGUUGUCCUCAAGAAUGCUGAGAUGAAAUUUAACUUUGGUCUCACUCCUUUCAAGAAUUCACCAUUUAAAGGGUACAGUGCUAUCUGUGAAGCGCCUUCAAACUGUGUUGUCAAAUCUCCAAACAUGGGUGGUGGGCUUGCUGGCCCUGCAAAAGCAGCACCCAACGCUCCUCAGGCAAUCAUCAUCGAACCAUCACGAGAACUUGCUGAACAGACUUUGAACCAGAUAAGACUCUUCAAAAAACACCUUACAACGCACUGCCCAAGAGAAUUGUUGAUCAUUGGAGGACAAGCAGCAAAGGAACAAGUAGAUGCGCUCUUUAAAGGAAUUGAUAUUGUUGUAGCCACACCAGGACGUUUAGAAGAUCUGAUGAGUACUGGAAAACUCUUACUGUCACAGGUGAGGUUUUUCAUUUUGGAUGAAGCAGAUGGUCUAUUAUCAGCUGGCUAUGGAAAUCAGAUCACACGAAUGUGGGAGCAGAUUCCUAAGAUCACAAAUGAUGGAAAAAGACUUCAGAUGGUAGUGUGCUCUGCUACUCUUCACUCCUUUGAUGUGAAGAAACUUGCUGAGAAGGUGAUGCACUUCCCAAUCUGGAUUGAUCUUAAAGGACAGGAUAGUGUCCCAGAGACAGUUCAUCAUGUGGUUUGUAAAGUUGACCCGAGGGAGGAUACAACAUGGCAGAGGAAAAGUGAUAAAGUCAAAACCGAUGGUGUCCAUUACGAAGACCCGAUUAGAUGGGGCAGUCAUGACAGAGAGACUCUGUCUGAAGGAGUAAAAAUCCUGAAGAUCGACUAUCUUGUGAAGGCCAUUGACGAACAUCGUAUGGACCAAGCUAUUUUAUUCUGCCGUACCAAGAUAGAUUGUGAUAAUUGUGAAAAAUACCUGGCAACCCUAGGAGGGGGUCCUCGUGCCCUACCCAACCAUCAGUACUCAUGUGUGUGUCUCCAUGGUGAUAGAAGGCCACCGGAACGAAGAGAAAAUCUCCAAAAAUUCAAGGACAAGAAAGCUAGAUUCCUGAUUUGUACUGAUGUAGCUGCUCGUGGUAUUGAUGUUAAAGGAAUCCCAUUUGUUGUCAAUGUAACAUUACCUGAUGAGAAGCAAAACUAUGUCCAUCGUAUCGGACGUGUUGGCAGAGCUGAGAGGAUGGGUCUAGCUAUUUCACUUGUUUCUACAAUCCCUGAAAAGGUAUGGUAUCACUCCUGUCCCAGUCGUGGUAAGAGUUGCCGCAACACUGCCUUGAAGGACCAAGGUGGUUGUUGCAUCUGGUACAACGAGAUGCAGUAUCUUGCUGACAUUGAGGAGCAUCUAGGGGUAACCAUUGAUCAGACGGAUCCCUCCAUGAAAGUAAAAGCUGAUGAGUUUGAUGGCAAGGUGACCUAUGGACAGAAGAGAAAACAUCUCGGGAGUGGCUACAAGGGUCAUGCAGAUGACCUGGCGCCGGCAGUAUCUGAGUUACACAACCUAGAGAAGAGAGCUCAGUCAUCAUUCUUACAGUUUUCUGGCAUCGCUUCAUAAAAAGAUAAAACGAGGAGGGUGUUCCAUAAUCUUUCCUAAAGUUAAAUAUGACUCUGCGAAUGGCUUAUAUCAAUGUUAACCAACAAAUGUUAGCCCGACAAUUAAAGAAAGUAUGACUGUAUUUCUAUUAAUCUCACUGAAAUUAUGGAAAUUGUUAUGCUCCCCCCAAAAAAAAAAAUUGUUUUAAAACUUUAAAGGAUAGUUUGAAUCAGCAUAUUUCAGUUUAUAAUUCAACCUAUAUGUAUUGCAACCAUGCAUGCAUUUUGCAGGUUGGGUUGUAUUUACAGAUGAAAUUGAUCUAAGAAAUCUUUGGCUUUGCAUAUUCCAUUUGUCCAUUUAAUUGCCAUUUGUAACUUGACAAAAUGCUUGAUGUAACAAA
This is a messenger RNA of Lytechinus variegatus (green sea urchin), 2658 nucleotides long. It is a transcript of the gene ddx1, whose product is annotated as ATP-dependent RNA helicase DDX1-like. Gene Ontology annotation, molecular function: RNA helicase activity; protein binding; nucleic acid binding. The coding region runs from base 75 to 2279 and encodes 734 amino acids. NCBI's taxonomy places the organism in Eukaryota, Metazoa, Echinodermata, Echinoidea, Temnopleuroida, Toxopneustidae. The record is from RefSeq and is a predicted model, not a curated record. The transcript is spliced from 30 exons.